GGCGGAGCAGCACCAGUACCAGCACCAGCACCCAAAGAGGGACUGGGUGGGACAUGGCGCCGACCGGGCUGAAGGCGGUCGUUGGCGAGAAGAUCCUGAAUGAUGUUAUACACAGCAUGAAAAAGGAAGGAGAAUGGAAGGUCCUCAUUAUGGAUCAUCCCAGCACCCGCAUCCUUUCCUCCUGCUUUAAGAUGUCAGAUCUUCUGGCUGAAGGAAUCACAAUUAUUGAAGAUAUAAGCAAGCGCCGAGAGCCCCUUCCCAGUCUGGAAGCCAUCUAUUUGAUCAGCCCCAUUGAGACGUCUGUUCGUGCUCUGAUAAAUGACUUUAAAAGCACUCCCACAUUCACCUACAAGGCCGCCCACGUGUUCUUCACGGACACUUGCCCAGAUGAGCUCUUUAAUGAGCUCAGCAAGUCCCGGAUCACGAAAGCAAUCAAGACACUCAAGGAGAUCAACGUUGCCUUCCUUCCCUAUGAAUCGCAGGUGUACACUUUGGACAGCGCUCAGAGUUUCCACCACCUCUUUAGUCCCUACUGCAGGGAAGAUAAAAACAGCCACUUAGAGAGGAUGGCAGAGCAGAUUGCCACACUGUGUGACACCCUCAAGGAAUACCCUUCAAUUCGCUAUAGGAAUGGUUCUGAAGACUGUUUCCAAUUGGCCCAUGCAGUGUUGGUGAAGCUGAAUGCCUUCAAAGCAGACAACCCAACCAUGGGAGAGGGCCCUGACAAAUCUCGAUCACAGCUUCUGAUCGUUGACCGCAGCUAUGAUCUGGUGUCGCCACUUCUUCAUGAGCUCACUUUCCAAGCCAUGGCCUACGACUUGCUCAACAUUGAGAGUGAUACUUACCGGUAUGAAUCCACAGGCAUCAGUGACUCCAGGGAAAAGGUAGUACUCUUGGAUGAGGACGAUGACCUCUGGGUGCAGUUACGCCAUAUGCACAUUGCAGACGUGUCCAAGAAAGUGACUGAACUCCUGCGUAACUUCUGUGAAAGCAAAAGGCUCACCACAGAUAAGGCUAACCUUAAAGACCUCUCUCAGAUCCUGAAGAAGAUGCCCCAAUACCAGAAAGAACUUCACAAGUAUUCCACACAUUUGCAUCUGGCUGAAGACUGCAUGAAUACCUUUAAGGGCACCAUAGAGAGGCUGUGCGGCCUGGAACAGGAUCUGGCCACAGGGGCAGAUGUUGAAGGGGAGAAAGUCAAGAACCCAAUGAAGAGUAUUGUGCCAAUUGUCCUUGAUACCACUGUGGAGGCCUUUGAUAAGAUUCGCAUUAUCCUGCUUUGCAUACUUCUCCAGAAUGGCAUUAACGAGGAGAACCUCACCAAGCUCAUCCAGCAUGCCAACAUCCAGCAGGAGAAAGACACCCUCUAUAAUAUGCACUGCCUGGGGGCUGCCAUCAUGCCAGAGGACACUGGCGGAAACCUGAAGCCUGUGAGGAAAGUACGGUUAGAGCCUACCUACCAACUCUCCCGGUGGAUUCCCAUUCUUAAGGAUGUCAUGGAGGAUGCCAUUGAGGACAAACUGGAUAAGAAGGUCUGGCCCUAUAUGUCUUGCGCUGCCCCUGGUCCCUGUUCCCAAACUGCUGUGAGUGCCCGUUUUGGACAUUGGCACAAGACCAAGACAGCAACUGAGUACAGGACAGGACCCCGUCUUAUCCUGUAUGUGCUUGGUGGAGUUACCAUGUCAGAGAUGCGUUGUGCCUAUGAAGUCACGGAGGCUACUGAUGGAAAAUGGGAAGUGCUGAUUGGCUCAUCCCACAUCCUGACUCCCAAACAAUUCCUGGAAGAUGUGCGCAGCCUGACUGAGCAGACACCCCUGAAGACCUAAAACGUCUCCUAGCCCCUAAGAGACUUGCUGGCAACAGUUUCAUUAGCUACCUGGAGAAAGCUUUUUCCUCAGCAAGAUGGCUUCUUCCUCAUCGGUGCCUUUGUUUGAACCCUUCUGAGACUGGCCCUAUAUUGACCCAGUCUUUAGCCAGCUAUCAUGAUUGAAUUGACACUGGAAGGACCUCCCCCAGGGCCCGGACUGAAGAUAAGGAUCUGUCUUCAUCUUCAUCUCUUAUUAUGAUAUUGUUUCUGGACGCCCUUUAUUUUUUUUCUCCCCCAUAAAUGAGGAGGAGAAGCAGAGGCUAUGUAAUUCAUGAAUAGGUCUGUUCUGUUCUUGCUUAUAUGAGGCCUUGCCAGGAUAUCAGUUCUUUUGACUUGACUUUGAUGGGCUUCAUCAGAGCCUACUUUUUCUCUUACACUCCCCCCACACACCCGCAGCAAAGAAAAUUGAUCAACAAAAGUGAUUGCUUGUUCUUUUAUAGAAAUGUUCCGGAACAAACUUUCACCUCUGGAUUCCCAGGUUUAGAAGCUGGGCUAUUGUUUUAACACUUAGCUUGAAAGGAUAAUUAGCUGCUGCUUUUAAAAAGCAGGAGAGAUGCUUUUGCUGUAGAGGGCAUGUGCUGGCUGUGUUACAAAAAUUGCACAGCUGAACUGAGGAAUCUCACUCUUUAAAAUAAAUAUGAAACUCACACUUGUUGGCAUUAUCUCUUCUGUAGAGGAGAAUUCAAGCUGUGAUAGUUAGGCAAGAAGAUAAUUUUUGUUUCCCGUUUAAAGAAUCGGGUACGUCAGCCUUCAUCUUGGAAAGUUACUGUUCCAGGUGGAAACGGUACUCUGUAUGAGUGUCUUUACUUUGUCCAUGUUCCACAACCUAUUACAAGGGGCUUCCUGAUUACAGCAUGGAAACAACAGCUGGUCAAAAACGUGAUAGCAAGACUGUUUACCAUGAUGCAGUAAGAUGUAUACUACUGCUUUACACUCCACAAGUAUCUUGUUUGUAUUUCAGGCCUUAAUUUAAAAUGUUGAAAUUAAACAUUUAACCAGAGUUGUCUCCUUUCAUACAUGAUGUACAAAAUAUCUUCAGAUAUUUAACAUAUUUAUUAUUAAAAGAUGUUACAGUAUCUUAAGUUUAGUUAAGUGUCAAUAAAAUGCAUAAAGAUUAUUUAUGCAUUUCUGUAGAGUUAAAGAUAUUAGGGAUAUUUUCAGAUGGUCCAACUCAGAUACCCCUCCCAAAAGGUGAGGCGGAGACCACGAGAGCAGUCAUCCUAGAGAGGCUUACCUGGCAUAAAUGAUAACCUUGGAUUAAGUUGCUUGUGAAAAUAAACAAGGCUUCUUCUUUGUUUUUUAAAACAUCUAGAUUUGAACUGUUUAGUUCUUUCUAUGGCACAGAUUUUAUUCAGGUUUUCUUGUGUAUUUGUUUCUUAACGUUUAGAGGGGUUAUGUUAUGCUGCGCUGUCUAAUGUUGUAUACGUUUAAGCUGCAUUCAGUGAACUGCCCAGACACCAUGUAGCCAUUGGCUGUUGUUACAAAGACA
Messenger RNA from Protobothrops mucrosquamatus (brown spotted pit viper), 3356 nucleotides. Its product is annotated as syntaxin-binding protein 2-like. Gene Ontology annotation, biological process: vesicle-mediated transport; intracellular protein transport; neurotransmitter secretion. Bases 54 to 1826 code for a protein of 590 amino acids. The record is from RefSeq and is a predicted model, not a curated record. NCBI's taxonomy places the organism in Eukaryota, Metazoa, Chordata, Lepidosauria, Squamata, Viperidae. Gene Ontology annotation, molecular function: syntaxin-3 binding. The transcript is spliced from 19 exons. Gene Ontology annotation, cellular component: secretory granule; plasma membrane.